This is a messenger RNA of Ornithodoros turicata, 782 nucleotides long. RefSeq names its product small ribosomal subunit protein mS40-like (gene mRpS18B). Gene Ontology annotation, biological process: mitochondrial translation. Gene Ontology annotation, molecular function: structural constituent of ribosome. Bases 2 to 715 code for a protein of 237 amino acids. NCBI's taxonomy places the organism in Eukaryota, Metazoa, Arthropoda, Arachnida, Ixodida, Argasidae. Gene Ontology annotation, cellular component: mitochondrion; ribosome. The record is from RefSeq and is a predicted model, not a curated record. The transcript is spliced from 7 exons.
AAUGGCGGCCGCCAUGUGGAAAGUCAGGUUCCUGUUUCGUAGUGCCUUUUCUACGAAUAUUUGCCGUACUACGGCGAACUCGUCGUUCGGACUUCACAGCAGCACGUGUAAUAACAGACAGAUUUUAUGUCCACCACUACAUGAUCUUGCAUGUAACCCUCAGAAAAUAGGGACAUUUUCUAAGCCUUAUUGCACACGGCCAGAAGAAACUGCAGAAAAUAACGCAGAGUCUGAAGAAGAGACUGCGCCAAAACAUAAGCAGUUUGUCGUUCAUCCUCCAGAAACAAGCAUCCGGUACCUUGAAAGCAAAGCGUACAAAGAUACCUAUGGUAGUGACCCAGUGUGGAAGAACUAUCGACGCAACUUCAAGGGCCAAUUACUUCCACGACGAACAAGGGCUAGGUGCAUAAGAAAUGGAGUCAUCAGCACAGGCAGCCCAUGUCCACUCUGUAGAGACGAAUACCUGGUUGUACACCACACAAACACAAAGCUGUUGGAGCAGUUCAUAUCACCCUACAGCGGCGAAACUAUCUCUCCAAACAAGACAGGUGUGUGCCGCCGGAGGCAGUUCUAUCUCGACCUGGAAAUUAUGAGGGCAAAGGACUUGGGGCUCAUCACUUUUCAAGUUCCAUUCCGCCACUACAACUACGAAGAGUACUAUCCGGAACUAAAGCAGAAGAAGCAGCGUGAAACUGGGAAUAGGCCAGAGGAGUAGAACGACGUGACAACUGUAUUGCGUACUUGCGUAGUUUCUUGUGGGAUGAAGAACGUACAAAAUGCAA